Messenger RNA from Cheilinus undulatus (humphead wrasse), 2513 nucleotides. RefSeq lists its product as uncharacterized. NCBI's taxonomy places the organism in Eukaryota, Metazoa, Chordata, Actinopteri, Labriformes, Labridae. Bases 298 to 933 code for a protein of 211 amino acids. The record is from RefSeq and is a predicted model, not a curated record. The transcript is spliced from 6 exons.
GCACUGAUGCAUGACUUUCCUCUAUACGCAGUAGCUUUUCUUUUUGUGACAGGGUAACCUGAUUCCCAAGGCAACUGUUGCCACCGCAAAACUCUCAGUGAACGCAGAGGCAUGUCACGGUUUAAUCUGUAACAAGCACAUCUACAGUCAUUUGCUAUAUUUAUGUUGUGAGUCGUGUUAUGAUUUAUUGCCAAUAGAGCUUUAAGAAGCUAAUUGAAUAGUGUAGGAUUUGACUCUGGCAGGCUUUCACAAAGACUGGAUUUCUACAGCGCAAGAAGAAACAGCUUGAACUACAAAAUGAAGCUACCAGCCAUCCCCCUAGGUCCCACACAAGUGUAUGUUCCUCUCAACACGCCUCCAGUUCAGCAGAGUCACUGCCUGGUGGUGCCUCCCAGGACAUUCCCCAUCAUCUCUGACUCUGCUCGGCUAUGGAUGAGCACUCAGGCUAUUCCAAGACUGAACCCUUUACAUCCCCCUAUGGUCCUUAAGCGCACUGUGAGUCUGGAGACACCAGCUGUUCAUCACCACAACCAGCAGAGGACACUUAUCCUGCAGAGAAGAGAGCAUUACAGGUAUCAUCAAGUGUGGAGAAAACCUUUUUAUGGAAGCAGCACUGAGAGAGAAGAGUACAGGAAGGAGCUGCGUGAGCACUUAAAGAAGCAGAUAGAGGAAAAAUAUGCAUCACUGAAGCUGCAGCUGAGCGGAAAAGUGAAGGAAGCAGAGUAUGUUCGUGAGGUGGACCGCCUCGCCCUGUCCAGUGAAAGAGAGCAAAAGAUGGAGCACAGAAUAGCCAUGACUGCAUACAGAGAUGAGAACAAGAGGCUAAUGGAGCAGAGAUGGAGGGACAGAGCACUCACACGCUCCCAGGAGGCCAUGAGGGAGCGAGAGCUUCUGUGUCUUAACCCCAUUAACUGGAGUGGAACCCUGAAAUAGGCUGUGAACUUCUACAUCUCUCUGCAGCACUUGGGCAUGUAUUAAGUGUUAUAUGAAAUGGUAUGCAAUAUAUGCAAUUAUCAAAGAAAUCAGUGAUGAAAUAGUCAUUGAAGGAAGUGAAGUGGACUCUUUCAAGGAUUUUUGAAACUUAGAAUGAUCAAAUAAUGUAAGAUCAGAUUAGAAUUCUCAUUUCAAUCAUGCUUGAUAUAUAUAUUGCAAUGCAGAGGAGCUAAUGUCUCAUUUUUUUCCCAUGCAUUCUUCCUCUUUGUCAAAACCUGGUGCCUGUAUUGCCUACAAUUCAACUUCAGACAAAUUCAUUCGCAGUUCAAAUUGCUCUUAGAAGGUAAAAAAUGUUUAAGGAAAUAAUGAACAUUAUUCUGAAAGAAAUAAAACAAUAAAAAGAAAGAUAAAUGAUUAAGAAAAUAUGAACUAUACAAACAUUAACAAAUAUAUGAAAACCCCCUAGGGAUAAUGUUCUUGUGUUUCAAAUACUUAGGCCAGACGUGGCUAUCGAAUAGGCUGGGUGGAUCUUGCACCGUGUAGUUCCUAGAGCACCUCCUCUUUUUGCAUUCUUCAUACGGGAUAGAAAUAAAGUAGCAUUGCUUCAGGACAAUAGAGGUUCGUAGGUGUGAAGCAGAAAGCCCUCCACAAGAUAAAGUAUUAACAAAAUGGGAUAGCUAUGCAGAUAGAAAUAGAAAUAGGGAAAAUUGUAAUUUAAAUAAUAAUUGCAAUAAGCAAGUUAACAUAUAACCAUAGAAUUAAGAACAUAAAAGUACUACAUCAAAGCCAAACUGAAUAAAUUAGGUCUUGAAUUGCAUCUAAAAAUCUCCGUUUCUUGAUCAUCCUAUUUCCUCUGGAAGUCUGUUCCAGUCUCAGAGCAUCACCAGAUGUUUUCGUUCUGCUCUGUGGAACAGGUCAAAGAGAUGAGCCAGAGCAUCUGAGAGCUGUCCUGGUUCAUAAACUGAAACUGUCUUUGAAAGGUUGUCUGGUGAAAGGCCAUCCUGAGCUUUAUUAACUGAUAAGAGAAAUUUAAAACAAAGACCGAAACUAUCAGGAAACCUGAGUCAGGACAUGAAAAUGGGUGUAAUUUUUGCUUUCUUUUAGUUUUUAUCUGCACACAUGCUGCUGAUCUUUUUUUUUGUUUGGUCUCCCAGAAAGAAGUCUGCUAGAUAUAAAAGUGUGUGUUGUCUCUGUUUUUGAUUCACGGAGAAAAAUGACCUUACUUUGGGGAUGUUGUCCAAAUGAUAAAGGCUAUUUUUGUGACACAUGGUGCAUGAGCCUUAAAACUAUCUCCCAAAUCAAAGAUCCCCAAAAGAAAUUGUGCAAUUAGUUUUGGGGUGAGUCUUCUUUGUGUAAUUUGGUGGUCAGUUUCUUUCUGCUCCUUUAAAUCAUUAAUUAAGCUUCUGUUUUGCAAAAUUUUUAGCAUCCAGUCUUUUAUAUUUAACAUAUAGAGAAUUUGAGUGAGUCAUCUUGGCAUCUGUAGACAUUGCCACAUACAUCAUAUGCCUAUUAAAAAACAAGAAUAAUGCGGCAAUACAAUUUUAAUGUCUUUCUCUUUAAGUAUACUCCCCCUCAGCAUC